Staurois parvus is the source of this 360-nucleotide messenger RNA. Lineage: Eukaryota; Metazoa; Chordata; Amphibia; Anura; Ranidae. The record is from the annotation of a GenBank genome assembly.
GUCACCAGGCAUCAGGUCAUUUGGCUCGACAGCGGGCACCGCGUCAUCUGGCAAGGCAGUGUGGGCUCCGAGUCAACAGGCACGACAGUGAGCACCGGGGCAUCAGGUACCGGAUUGUCUGGCUCGACAGCGGGCAUCGGGUCACCAGGUAUGACAGCGGGCACUGGGUCACCAGGCAUCAGGUCAUCUGGCAAGGCAGUGGGCACCGGGUCCCCAGGUAUGACAGCGGGCACUGGGUCACCAGGCAUCAGGUCAUUUGGCUUGUCAGCGGGCACCGCGUCAUCUGGCAAGGCAGUGGGCUCCGAGUCAACUGGUAUGACCGCGGGCACUGGGUCAGACAUUGGAUCGUCUGACUGGACA